CGUUCGUUGUUCCCGUACCUGGACGCUGUAGACGGCUGGGGAAGACGUCACACGAGGCCUAAACCCUCGUCCUUUAAACCCUCGUGGCCGUCAUCUUUUGUGUCCACAACCACGCUAUCACUUCCUCUCACCACCUCGGAAACCCACCCCUUCCCACACUUCGCAAUGGAAACCAUCAGCACUGUCGUCAACACGGCCAGCAAAGCCAUCUGGGGAGACCAGACUGCCACCACCGCCAAUGAGACCGGUGGCAGCGAGCCUGUCUCUGGCUUGCAAGGCAAAGGUACAGCCACAGAGCCGUAUGAUCAAGGCAAUGCCCCAAACCCCUCGGACCCCGUUGGCAAGGUGGAUCGUACCGACACCGCAGUUGGGACUGAGGCUAGCAAGCUCGACGUUUCUGCACCCUCUACCACCAACACCAUCGAGCCCAAGACCACGGAACUACCCAUCCGAACCGCCAAAGCUCCUGAAACCGACGCCCUCCAUGAACCGACGCCGUCCACCGCCAUCGAUCCAGUAAAGGCUGACGAGCCUUCCAAAUCACAGAUCCCAACGAACCCGACAGCAUCGGCGCUGGAGGGAGAACCAAAGCCUCUUGAGAACACGGAGGGUACUGGUGUCACAGGUGCUUCAGCUCAGAAAUACGAGCCCAAGGGAAGUGACAUCGUGCCUUCGGAAUCUUCCAAGAAUACAGGUGUAGCUCCGUCUUCUGGUGCCGUUCAUCCCGAAACACAGCAGGGUGCGGACCGUCCGCACCAUGCCCCCGACUCUACAGGAGUUGAGGCUGUGAAGGCAAAGAAGGAGGAUGCUGAGGCUACCAUGCACAAGCGAGACCCCAACGAUCACUCCGGUGAGCCCAUGCGAAUGCACAACGCUCCCGGUGACGUGCCAGCUACCCAGGAAGAGCGCCGCGAGUCCAAGGUUGGCAACCCCGGUGGCCAGGAGCACGGUACAGAGCCCAAAGGUACCGGCGAGAAGCACGUCAAGUCCACUGGCCUUGCUACUGAUGGUGGCGAUUUUGACGCCAGCAAGCCCGGUGCUGGAAGGGAGGCCGACCGUCUCCUUGAGCAAAAAGGCAUCCAUCGCGAUGAGAAGGGAAACAUGGAGGGCGGAACCGAUGCGUCACCUGGAAGCCCGGGUAAAGACAAAGUGUCCAAGAUGCAUAAGCUGAAAGAGAAGCUCCAUAUUGGGCACAAGGACAAAUGAGUGCAAGAUCCUGCGUGACGAAACCAAACGUCAGUGUCAUGAGUUAUGAUUCUGCGCUUUCAAGUUCCUUUCGAGUCCCCAUGAUUUCUUAUUCUAGUUGUAGUUUCUCGAUACCUUUCAGUAAGUUCACGAUUUUGAUGUAAUUGAUACCUUUUCUAUCAUUGUUCACCACUGCAAGAUCAUCAUGACACUGGCACCCUACUGUCAUCAUAAGCGUUAAUUGGUAUACUCGAAGUUAACGAUAGACUAUACAUUUUUCAGUCAUAUGAAGGCAGUGACAUAAAUGAAAUCAUACGCACGAAUCAAGCUACUAGCAUUGAGAAAGCCAAUCUUGGUUGAUCCCAUUUUGUCAAGUUCUCUUCUAGAUUCUAUGAGGGUAUGCAUAACUACACAAGUCUC
Periconia digitata is the source of this 1605-nucleotide messenger RNA. Lineage: Eukaryota; Fungi; Ascomycota; Dothideomycetes; Pleosporales; Periconiaceae. The record is from the annotation of a GenBank genome assembly.